AUGAAGAUGGGCGUUUCACUAUAUCAGGGCCAUGCGGCCCACGGGGACCGCGUGGGUGAGACGGAGAAGGGUGACUACUUCUACCAGACUUUUCGUGACGGUCCGAGUGAUUGUAAGAGUAAAAGCGAAAGUUUGGACAUUCAGGAACGUGUUCGACGGUCUUUUGCUGUGCGCGUUAUGAUGAGCAUCGCCGCGUUUGUCCUGCUCUCGUUGGGCUAUUCUGUGACUGGAAAGCCAGUCUCAACUACGGUCCCUGACCAAUCCUCCUGCAACACAAUCGAGGGAGGAUACCAAUGCUUCUCUAACGUCUCCCACCUCUGGGGACAGUAUUCUCCCUACUUUGCCGUAGGAAGCCAGCCUGGCCUCUCCGCUGAGGUUCCGUCAGAGUGCCAAAUCACCUUUGCGAAUGUCCUCUCGCGGCAUGGCGCACGGUUCCCGACAGCAUCCAAGAGCUCCAAGUAUUCAUCCCUCAUCGAAGAUAUCCAGAACAACGUUACCUCGUUCCCGGACAAGUAUGCCUUCCUCGAGACGUACAAGUAUAAUCUAGGCGAGGACGACCUGACCCAAUUCGGUGAGAACCAACUCGUCAACUCGGGAAUCAAAUUCUACAACCGCUACGAAAACCUCACAAGGAACAUCGUCCCAUUCAUCCGUGCAUCUGGGUCAGACCGGGUCAUCGCCUCGGGCGAGAAAUUCAUCGAGGGCUUUCAAUCCGCUAAAACAAACGACACUCACGCAAAACCCAACCAAACCACACCCUCCGUCAAUGUGGUCAUCACCGAAGGCACCGAGUACAACAACACCCUCGACCACAGCAUCUGCACAAGCUUUGAAAACAAUGACGACUACGAAGACUACGUUGCAGGCAACUUUACCGGCCUCUUCACGCCCUCCAUCCGCAAGCGUCUUGAGUCCGACCUCCCAGGGACAUCCUUCUCGGACUCUCAGAUCACCUACCUAAUGGAUAUGUGUGCCUUUGACACCAUCGCGCGCACCCCAGAUGGUAGCAGUCUCUCCCCGUUCUGCGGCAUCUUCACGGACGAAGAAUGGAAACAAUACAAUUACCUCAACUCUCUCAAGAAAUACUACGGCUACGGUGCGGGGAACCCCCUCGGCCCAGCCCAGGGUAUCGGGUACACAAACGAACUCAUCGCCCGCUUAACCCAAACCCCCGUCCACGACCACACGAGCACAAACCGCACACUCGACUUAAACCCCAACACCUUUCCCUUGAACACAACCCUCUACGCAGACUUUGGACACGACAACGGCAUGAUCUCCAUUUUCUUCGCACUAGGUCUAUACAACGCCACACAAGACCUCUCUCAGGAUACCGUCGAAUCCGCAAAGGACGCAGGCGGAUACUCUGCGUCUUGGGCCGUGCCGUUCGCCGCACGUGCGUAUAUCGAGAUGAUGCAAUGUAGUGGGGAAAUGGAGCCUCUUGUCCGCGUGCUUGUUAAUGACCGUGUUACCCCGUUGCAUGGUUGCAAGGCGGAUAAUAUGGGGAGGUGUAAGAGGGAUGAUUUUGUGAAGGGGUUGGGGUAUGCGAGAUCUGGGGGGAAUUGGAAUGGUUGUUUUAAGUGA
Messenger RNA from Aspergillus ruber CBS 135680, 1584 nucleotides. RefSeq names its product histidine phosphatase family protein. Lineage: Eukaryota; Fungi; Ascomycota; Eurotiomycetes; Eurotiales; Aspergillaceae. The transcript is spliced from 2 exons. The record is from RefSeq and is a predicted model, not a curated record. Gene Ontology annotation, molecular function: acid phosphatase activity. The coding region runs from base 1 to 1584 and encodes 527 amino acids.